This is a messenger RNA of Thecamonas trahens ATCC 50062, 3639 nucleotides long. RefSeq names its product TKL protein kinase. Gene Ontology annotation, biological process: protein phosphorylation; signal transduction. The coding region runs from base 1 to 3567 and encodes 1188 amino acids. The record is from RefSeq and is a predicted model, not a curated record. Lineage: Eukaryota; Apusomonadida; Apusomonadidae. The transcript has 3 exons. Gene Ontology annotation, molecular function: protein kinase activity; ATP binding; protein binding.
AUGGACGGCUACUCCUCGGGUGCGCUUGUUGCGGCAGCAAAGGGUGGCGACUUGCCCAGUGUCCAGUCGUAUGUCGUGGCAGGCGCGCCGCUGCAAGUUCUCCACGAUUUGGGUGCAGAGGCGGCAGCGGGAGCUGCGGCCGGCGAUGACGACUCCAACUCGGUACUCAAGAUGGUGCAGAUGAUGGAGGAAAGCUACGCCACUCGCGAUACUCGGCCCACACCGACAGAGUUUGGCAAGGAUAGGACGGCGGCCUUACUUGCCGCCGCGGGUUCGGGUCAUGAUCAUGUGGUGGCCUGGUUGAUCGACAGUGCAGGGGCAGGUGUGAACGAUGCAGCUGGCAAUGGCACGACUGCGCUCGUGCACGCCGCCAGUGCUGGUCAUCUAGACGUCGUCAAGUGGCUUGUCGACUCGAUGGGUGCGCAAGUCGACAAGGCGUGUUUCGAUGGGACGACCGCGGUGGUUGCCGCCUCUGCCGCCGGCCACCUCGACAUCGUCGAAUGGCUCGUCGAGUCAGCCGACGCCAGUGUAGGCGACGUUCCACGCGGUGACAAGUGCGCACUGUCUUCAGCUGUCAAUCAUGGGCACACCGACAUUGUCCGCUACUUGGUCGAGACGUCAGGAAUCGACCUCUCGCAUGAGUCCAAGGGCAUCGCACACAUGGUGCGCGCGGCGUCACGUGGCUAUGUCGACACCGUCAGGCUCCUUGCGGGCGUUGUCGGUCUCGCCGACACAGGCAAUACAGAUCCACUGUUUGCUGCAGUCAGAGCUGGCUGCGUUGCCGUUGUGCAGUGUCUGGUACAAGAGUUUGGUCUCGACGUUAACGCUGUCAAGGGGCGGCGUCGUGAGAUGGCUCUUGCCAUCGCUGCCGGACGAGGUGAUCUUGUCAUGGUUACCUGGCUGGUCAACAAGGGCAGUGCCGACUUGUCAUCGCCUGCGCCCAUCCUCUGUGCGGCGGCUUCCGGCCAUCUGAACGUUGUGCAGUGGUUCAUCACCGAGAAGGGCGUCGACGUAGACAUCCGUGGGCCAGACGGCCACACGCCACUCCUCUCAGCCGUGACGAAAGACAGGGUCAACGUCGCGCAGUGGCUUGUCGCCAACGGAGCAAGCGUGAAUGUUUGUACCAGUACCAGUGCCCAUCGGGGCGGCGGGACAGCACUGCACUUGGCCAUCAAGAAGCUCCGUGGUGAUGAUGCCUUGGUCCGUUGGCUUGUAUCGGAAAGCCACGCCGAUCCGAACAUCACUGACGUGGCAGGCGUCACACCACUGCUCCUUGCCAUCCGCGAGCACAAGUCGUUUGAUUUCAUCAACUGGCUGGUCUGUGAAGGGCGUGCGGAUGUCAACAAGGCCGAUGCAAAGGGGGACGUUCCGUUGCUGGCCGCUCUUCGCAGCAACAAGAUCGACGUUGUCCGCUUGCUUGUCGACCGCGGUUCGGCAGACAUUAACGCCGUCAACAACCGCGGCGUCUCGCCACUCAUUCUGGCCGCACGCCAAGACAAGCACAAGGUUGCUGACAUGCUGUUGGAUCUCGGGGCCGACGCGACUGCAAUCGCCGUCGACGGGCAGGGCCCGCUGCAUUUCGCUGCUGCCAAAGGGCGCCUCGUUUGUGCUAACGGAUGGUCAGUAUCACCGCUGCAUCUGGCAGCCGAGGUCGGCCACAUGAAGGUCGUGCGCGAGCUUGUUGGGCGCGGGGCAGACUUGCACAAGCCGCGAAGCAACGGGUUUUCCCCGAUAUUCGACGCUGUCGCUGCCGGCCACAUUGCCAUUGCCACUUGGAUGGUGUGCGAGUCGCUGGCGCGGGGCGGAACGGCACUCUCUCGGGAAACCGUCUCGUACGUCGUCGAUCGCGGCAUCGACUUGCUUGCUCCGGAUGAAGAUGGACGCCGUGCGCCUGCACUUGCCUGGCGCGCCGACUCUGCCGCGCUUGCCACUCCGCUGGUCAACUCCAUUGAUUUCCCGGCCCAAGGUCGCGUGGCAGUCGAUCCCUCCCGGAACGACUCGAUCAACCGCGCCACGGCGGUUCUCGUGACAUGCAUUCACGCCGCACUCGCUUCCUCCAAUGCUGAGCCGCUCACACCGACUCGCAUAACCGAGCUUGUCAAAUGCGGCGCUCAGCUCGACGACAUCAUCGAUGGUCGCGAUUACAGCUUUUUCGAUGAGACGACACUGCUUGGCGCGUCGCUGUUUGGCCGCGUCCAUCCAGGCAUCUUCCACGGCACCCAAGUAGCCGUUAAGGCGCUGCCCGGCUUUAUCACCGAUGACGACAUUGCUGACGUGUUCAAAGCCGAGGUGACGGUGUUAGGGAAGUUGCGUCAUCCCAACAUCCUGCUUUUUAUCGCCACCUGUCUUGACCUGACCCGGCCGCUGAUCGUGACAGAGUACAUGGAGCGUGGCACGCUGACCGAGCUUCUCGCCGACGAUCAGGUCUCGCUCUCGAUGUCAACCAAGAUCUCACUGGCGGCCGAUGUCGCCCGGGGCAUGGCGUACCUGCACGGUAUCUGCCCGCCGAUUGUCCACCGCGACCUCAAAUCGCCGAAUGUGCUCGUGUCCGGCACUGGCGAGCGCCUCCUAGCCAAAGUCUCGGACUUUGGCUUUUCGCGGUCGUUGUCGUCGGCUUCGGUCAUGGCAACAACGACCGGCUCUCCCCGAUGGAUGGCGCCCGAGGUCAUCCUGAGUGCCACUGCGGAGGGCUACUCGCACAAGGUUGAUGUCUACUCAUUUGGCAUUGUGCUGUGGGAGAUUCUGGCCAGGCAGCUCCCGUACCCCGAGACGCCGGUAGGCGCCAACGAGUUGGCUGUUGCCGUGGCCGCCGCCACGCAAGGCAAGCGCCCGUCGCUUGACGCUAUUGAUGCACCAUUGGCAAUCGUGGAUCUUGUCACACGCUGCUGGGAUGUAGAUCCGGCAGCGCGCCCCGAGUUUAGCGACAUCCUGACGGUUCUUGCGGUCACUCUCGACGCACUUCCGCCCAUCAAGCGAUGGGAUGUGUUCAUCUGCCACGGCGGCGGCGACAAGGGCGCAGCUCGCGAACUCUACGACAACCUGAUUGCUCGCGAGCUGCGGGUUUUUCUCGACGUGCACUCGCUAGACGGCGAGCGCUGUGAGUGCCCGGACGAUCUGGCAGCUCAGGUCCGGGCCUCGCGUGUCGUCGUCGUUCUUGUCUCCAAGUUCAUGCUCGUCUCACGUUGGGCCGUUGCAGAAGCCAGAGCUGCGCUUGAAGCCGCCGAUUCCGGGCACGUGGUCAUUUUCCCGGCCUUUAUCGGCCAGGAUGUCACCCUCGAGACACUCGCCCAUUAUGGCGAGGUGAAGACAGACGAUCCGCACCAUCCGCUCCUCUCGCUCAUGGACACCUUUUUCCACGCACCGCACCAGCAGACCUUGCACGACACAUGGCGACACUCUGACCUCGAUGCGGAAAAGAAGGCCCAUCACGUUGCUGUCGCCUACGAUCUCAAACGGUAUGGCCUGGCCACCUACGACUAUCAGACCAUCUCACCGACGCGCGCCCUCGUUAAUAUCGCCGACCGAGUCUUCAACCUUGCCGACUCACCGCAGGCCUCCUCAUCAUGAUACCCCACACAAGCCCAUCACCUUCUCUUCCACGCUUAUGAUUCACCCAUCAUCAAAUCAAACAUGCCGUGA